This is a messenger RNA of Spodoptera litura, 2429 nucleotides long. RefSeq names its product NEDD8-conjugating enzyme UBE2F. Lineage: Eukaryota; Metazoa; Arthropoda; Insecta; Lepidoptera; Noctuidae. The record is from RefSeq and is a predicted model, not a curated record.
UCUGACAGCCACAGACGCGUACGAAUUUGCGUUUUGAGAAAAAAUAAUAUUAUUUCUAAUUAAUUUUUUACGUCUGAUAUGAUACAUAUUCUCUCAAACUAAAAUACAUAUAGCUUUAAACAAUGAUUACGCUUAAUAGGAAAUUGAAAAAGGAUCACCCUGCAGUGGAACCUACGAAUGGGUUGACUACGAACGAAUCAGUGGUGAGAAGAAUAUCAGUGAGGGAUAAAUUGUUGAUAAAAGAAGUGCAGGAGAUGAAUGAGAACCUUCCCGCUACGUGUAGUGUAUAUUUCGAAGACCCUAACGUGUUGAGUGAGUUCAUAUUGACUGUAGAACCAGAUGAAGGGUACUGGUUGGGAGGCAAGUUCAAAUUUAGUGUUUUUGUCACAGAAGACUAUAAUAUGGCUCCACCACGAGUGAAAUGCCUGACAAGGUUGUGGCACCCCAAUAUAAAUGUGGAUGGUGAUGUCUGUCUGUCACUGCUGAGACAAACUUCUAUUGAUGAGCACGGCUGGGCGCCUACCAGGAGGUUGAAGGAUGUUGUGUGGGGACUGAACGCUUUAUUUACUGAUCUCUUAAAUUUCGAAGACCCAUUAAACAUAGAAGCAGCGGAAAUGUACAACAAGGACAAACUUGAAUUUCAAUUUAAAGUUCAGGAAUAUAUUACAAAGGGCAAGAGAUGAAACUUGCAUAAUCAAGUCGUUACUACAUAUAUGUAUUGUAAAAGAUAAAGAAUGAUGCAAUGAAUUUUAUCUAAAGGGGAAUUUAGCAUGGUUACCAUAGUAACGGAAUCUAGGAAAUACAAUCAUUUGCUUAUAUAUGUGCUUCCAAUGUAUAUUAUGGGUCUGGUAAUACAUUUUGUAUAUAACAGAACAUUGUCUAGAAAGUUAUAGAAAUUUGCUAGAGUAUCUAACUCCACACACAUGGUUACUGGUACUGUAUAGUUAUUUGAUAUGCUUAGCCUGUAUUAUUGUGAUAUAGAGAUACUGUCAUACAUUAUAAUUAAUAUACAUAGUUGUGGAAAUCAUAGCACUUCCUGCAAGCAAUAAAACUAGGGUAUAAAGUACUGUAGAGCACAUAAGGAAACUAAUUACUAUAUAUUUGAUAUAUUUUAUAGAAGCAUUUUUUCAUAGUUACUAUUGUCAUAGUUGCAUAUACAUAUUUAUGUACCAAAUUCAAGAGUUGAUAGCUAUUUUAAUGUUUUAAAUAUAAUAAUAUGAUUGCAUUGUAGUACAAGUUUUGAUAUUGUUAUCAAUCAGUAGUUUGAGCAAAUAGUUAGCAGAUCAAUGCAGGUUUUUAAUAAUUCUAAAUUUUGUAUGUAAUUAGUGAAUUAAAUAUAUUUCUCAUCCAAGCUAAUGUCACGCAACGAUAAAUGGGAGGUCGAGAAAUGUCAGAGCCAAUUAAAUAAUUGUUAUAAAUAUAAGCAAGAAGAUAUUCAGAACAAUUCUAAGCCAUCUAGCCAAUGUAAUAAGAAUUCAAAUAGGAUAAAAUAUAUUAAGGUCAGAUUUUUAUAUGCAGUCUAUUAUAUACUAUUUCCAAUUUUGAAGUCCAUCAUUGUUAUAAAGAAAGCUACCUAGUUAAGUUUUAAAACCUUUAAAACUUUAACCUUUAAACUUGUUCUGCACUAAAACGUUGUCUAUGCCCCAUGCUAAAUUUCCCAAUCCUAGUUGAUUAUGUAAUGCAAUAAAUACUCCAAAAAGUGAUAAUGUUUGUUUUGUGAACUGGUGUAUUUUUAUUGACACAGUGCUAAGAAGCCUUAUUUCACAGAUCUUAUGAUAAUUAAAUAAUUAAAGUCUCGAACUUCAAAGUCAGAAGUGUUGUGAUAUGGUCUCAUUUAUACUUUUUUCUUUAUUUUCUAAGGGAUUUAUGUAUGGUAUUUCUUGCAUGCAUACCUAAGUUAUCAAAUUGUUUCGUACUAGCCCUUGUGUUACCAAUUGUCAUUUUUUCUCUUGAAUGGCAACCAAGUCUAUAACAAUGUUGUCGACUAUCGGCCGAAAUUAAAAAUCUGGUGGCGUAUUAUGACGUCUUAAAGCCAUAGUGGUCCGCUGAGGGAACGAGAUCUUGCUAGACAACUUGUAUAGCAGUAUCUUUCCCUCAAUGGAACCAUUAUGACGUCAUAAUAACCCCGCUGAUCUCAGCCUAAAAUCUGUAGAUUAAGAUGGAUGGACACAGAAACUCCAUAGUGUCUCAGAUUUUUGAUGAAUUUGCGGCCGUAUACUGCCAAACUACUAGUAGUCAUUUACAAAUGAAGUCUUCCUCUUUUAGCAAUCACUAUUUAAAAAUACACCAGUAUAUAUUUGCAAUUGAGAGUAAUAUAAUGGUAUUGCGUAAAUCGUGUCUUCAAAAAUUAUAAUGUCAUUUUUGCAUGGCGUACCAUGAAUACAAUGAAAUAGUUUUUUUAAAUAAAUCAGUUUAUUAUGAUACAUUUA